Molecule: messenger RNA, 235 nt
Organism: Onychostruthus taczanowskii (white-rumped snowfinch)
Lineage: Eukaryota; Metazoa; Chordata; Aves; Passeriformes; Passeridae
Product: atherin-like
Exons: 1
Source: RefSeq, a predicted model, not a curated record
GCGGCCGCCGCCGCCUCCCCGCAGCCGCUGCCGUUCUCGCUGCCGAAGCCGCCGCCCCUCAUGCAGCUGACGCCGGGCGACGCCGUGCGGCCGGUGGGCUCGGGCGCCGACCAAUCGCCGAAGAGCGCGCGGCUGGCGGCGCGCCCCGAUUGGCCGGCGGGGAAGCCCGUCAGCCUGCUGGCGCCGCUGCUCCCGCCCCGCGGGGAGCCCGAGCCGCUGCUGCCCUUCGGGCCCG